AUGCUCCCAGUCCUUUCGAACCCUGGACUCCUCAUAACGAGUCUCACGGUCGUCAUGUCCCUCAUCAGCCCAGCCGCUGGGGCCUCCGUCCACUCUCGCACCGAGGACAAGAGCUGCGGGUCCGGUAUGUACAAGUCCCCCCCGCGCCACUUUGGCUUCCUCCUCCCGCGAGCCUUCUCGGUCCUCGACGUCUUCGGCCCGCUCGAGGUCUUCCAGGCGCUCGCGCGGCAGACCAAGCUCGACCUCUCAAUGCUCUCCCGCACCAUGGACCCGGCCAAGACCGAGACGAUCCACGCGGCCAUGAACAGGUUCAACUCGUCCUUCUUCCCGCAGGUUGUUGUCACCCACACGUACGCCGACAAGCCGCCUAUCGACGUGCUCGUUGUCCCCGGCGGCGCCGCGGCGCGGAGCCCGGACCUGGGUCCCGAGCUCGAGUACAUUAGGAAGGCGUUCCCCAAGCUCAAGUAUCUGAUCACCAUCUGCACCGGCGCCGGCAUCGCCGCGCAAUCAGGUGUCAUGGACGGUUACAGGGCGACGACGAACAAACAAGCGUGGAAGCAGAUGACGGCCAUGGGGCCCAAGGUCAAGUGGGUCUCGCCCGCCCGCUGGGUCGAGGACGGCAAGGUCUGGAGUUCCUCAGGGGUCACGGCUGGCAUCGACCUGGCCCUUGAGUUCAUCAGACAGAAAUACGAGAACGGCACCGCCAUUGCCGAGGCUAUUUCCGGCGCCAUCGAGCAUACCCCGAUCCUGGACUGGCGUGAGGACCCGUGGGCUGCCAAGUUCAACGUUACGCCGCAGAACUAGGUACCGGCACUUCUUGCUUGGUGAUACCAGAUAAUCCGCAGAUCAGGUGGUCGACAGGAUCUAGAAUUGGCGGCUAAAUCUCGUGAUGUCUUCGUAGAAACCGUAAAUAAAUCCGGACCGAGAAUCAGUUUGAUGAUGGCAACAAGACCUAGCUGCUUCCAUUGGCGCGGAGUUGGUUAAACAGGCUCUCGACUCGACGUGGAGUGUAUUUAGGGUAGACAGCUGAUCAGCUAUGUACGUAAGCUAGGUUUUCCUCUGAC
This is a messenger RNA of Parathielavia appendiculata, 1064 nucleotides long. RefSeq names its product class I glutamine amidotransferase-like protein. The coding region runs from base 1 to 804 and encodes 267 amino acids. The record is from RefSeq and is a predicted model, not a curated record. Lineage: Eukaryota; Fungi; Ascomycota; Sordariomycetes; Sordariales; Chaetomiaceae. The transcript is spliced from 4 exons. Gene Ontology annotation, biological process: regulation of DNA-templated transcription.